This is a messenger RNA of Ananas comosus (pineapple), 1258 nucleotides long. Its product is annotated as O-methyltransferase ZRP4-like. Gene Ontology annotation, biological process: methylation. Lineage: Eukaryota; Viridiplantae; Streptophyta; Magnoliopsida; Poales; Bromeliaceae. The transcript is spliced from 2 exons. Gene Ontology annotation, molecular function: protein dimerization activity; S-adenosylmethionine-dependent methyltransferase activity; O-methyltransferase activity. The record is from RefSeq and is a predicted model, not a curated record. The coding region runs from base 43 to 1131 and encodes 362 amino acids.
AGAGAAAUACUGCUAGGAGUAGAAUAGUUGGAGAGACAAAUCAUGGAGCAGUACUGGGACGACGACGACCUCCUCGUCGCAGCUCAAUCCGACUUAUGGAACCACCUGUUCGUCUUCCUAAAAUCCAUGUCGCUCAAAUGCGCAGUCGAGCUCGGCAUCCCCGACGCCAUCCACCGCCACAGCGGCCCCGUCUCCGUCCCCGACCUCGUCGCCGCGCUCAGCCUCCCGGCCGCCAGACUGCCGCCGCUCCGCCGCCUCAUGCGCAUGCUCGCUUUCUCCCGCCUCUUCACGAGGCAGACGUCGGAAGCCGCCGCCGGCGGGGAGGAGGAGGAUUUGUACGGCCUCACGCCGACGUCCCGCCUGCUCGUCGACGACGCCGGAGGCCGCCGCAGUCUCGCGCCGUUCGUGCGCGCGAUGCUCGACCCAGUGCACACGGCGCCGUGCCUGCACGUAGGGGACUGGUUUAAAGCAGCCGACGGCGCCGCGACGCCGUUCGAGGCGGUACACGGAAGCGUUAUCUGGGGCGUGACGAGGAGCAACCCGGAGUUCAACGCGGUGUUCAACGAGGGGAUGGCGGCGGACGGGACGUUCAUAAUGGACGUGAUCGUCAGAAAAUGCGGGCAUGUCUUCCGCGGGCUGCGGUCGCUGGUCGACGUCGGCGGGGGGACCGGCGCUGCCGCCGGCAUCGUCGCAGAGGCGUUUCCGCACAUCAAGUGUGCAGUUCUUGAUCUGCCUCAGGUCGUCCAGGGGCUGCCAGCGGACGGGCCCGUUGACUUUGUCGCGGGCAGCAUGUUCGAGCGCGUUCCUCCGGCGGAUGCUGUGAUGUUGAAGUGGAUUCUGCAUGACUGGGACGAUGAGGUUUGCGUGAGGAUACUGCAGAAGUGCAAGGAGGCGAUCCCAUCGAGAGAGGCCGGAGGGAAGGUGAUCGUUGUGGAGCAGGUGACAGGGUCGAGCCCGGAAGAGAAGUCGACGGAGAUGCAGCACUUCUUCGACGUGUGGAUGAUGAUCCUGACCGGGGGACGCGAGAGAGAUGAGCAGGAAUGGUGCAAAAUAUUCACUGAGGCGGGGUUCAGUGAUUAUAAGAUUGCUGCCACGCUUGGACUUCGAUCAGUUAUUGAAGUGUUUCCUUAAAAUGAAAUUUCUUUCGAGGUGAACUUUUAGUUGGACUUGGAGCUUGUUAUGAAUUAUGAUUGUUGGAUAAAAUAGUAUGGACUUUUGUUUAUUUACCUUUUACUACUAUUAAUAAUAGGGUUAUUUG